UGGUGUUUUACCCCAAAUUAACACAACAUCAUGGUGAUGGCAAAGUUCACUGGUGGUGGCUUGAGCUACCAUGUUCUCACUGGCCAUUGGUUCAUGCUAUUUGCAUCUUUGCUCAUCAUGGCAGCUGCUGGUGCAGCCUACAUGUUUGGCAUGUACUCCAACGAAAUCAAAACCUCUUUGGGGUACGACCAAACCACUCUCAACUUGCUAAGCUUCUUCAAAGACGUUGGUGCCACCGUUGGAAUCAUAUCCGGGUUAGUGAAUGAGAUAACUCCACCCUGGGUGGUUCUCUCAAUUGGGAUCAUCAUGAACUUCUUCGGCUACUUCAUGAUAUGGCUCGCUGUCACUGGCCAAAUCACCAAACCCCAAGUGUGGUUAAUGUGUCUUUACAUUUGCAUUGGCUCAAAUUCUCAAACCUUCGCCAACACAGGUGGCACAGUCACGUGUGUCAAGAACUUCCCAGGAAGCCGUGGCAAUGUUUUAGGCCUUCUCAAAGGCUACGUUGGUCUAAGUGGUGCCAUCAUCGCACAACUCUACCAUGCAUUCUAUGGUGAUCACAACCCUCAGGCUCUUAUCUUGCUCAUUGCUUGGCUCCCUGCUGCUGUUUCCUUCCUUUUCCUUCCAACAAUAAGGAUCUUGAAUACCCUACACCAACCCAAUGAGAACAAAGUUUUCUACCACCUUCUAUAUAUCUCACUCGCCCUAGCUGGAUUUCUCAUGGUUUUGAUCAUCAUGCAGAACAAGCUCAGUUUCACAAGGUCUGAAUAUGUAGCAGAUGGAAUUGUGGUAUUUUUCUUUCUUCUCCUCCCACUUGUUGUGGUAUUUAGAGAGGAAUUUAACCAAUUGAAAACAAAAACACAAGGGUUGUCUGAUUCUACACCGCAGUUGAAAGUAGUCACUGAUGUGCCACACCCAAAUUCAAACGUGGAGCAAGAAGUACAAGAAAGUUCUUGUCUAGGGAACAUACUCAACCCUCCAAAGAGAGGAGAAGACUACACCAUUUUGCAAGCUUUGUUCAGCAUUGACAUGCUGAUUUUGUUUAUUGCAACAACAUUUGGUGCUGGAGGAGCAUUAACAGCCAUAGACAAUUUGGGACAGAUUGGACGGUCAUUGGGAUACCCUAGGAAGAGCAUUACAACAUGUGUGUCGUUAUUAAGCAUAUGGAACUACUUGGGAAGAGUAGUGGCAGGUUAUGCCUCUGAAAUCUUCUUGACCAAAUACAAAUUCCCUCGUCCCUCUAUGCUCACUCUAGUUAUCCUACUCUCAUGUGUUGGCCAUAUUCUGAUCGCACUUGGUGUCCCAAACUCUCUCUACUUGUCUUCGGUGAUUAUUGGGUUCUGUUUGGGAGCUCAAUGGCCACUAAUGUUUGCAAUCAUAUCAGAAGUAUUUGGCCUUAAAUACUACUCCACGUUGUACAACUUUGGAGCUGUGGCAAGCCCUGUUGGGUCUUACAUUCUGAACGUAAGAUUAACGGGUGUUUUGUAUGAUAAAGAGGCUUUGAAACAGUUGAAGGCGAAAGGACUCGCGAGAGAAGCGGGGAAGGAACUAAAUUGCGUAGGGGUGCAGUGCUACAGAAUGGCGUUUAUCAUAAUCACGGCUGCAACGCUGUUUGCAUGCAUUGUUUCGUUUAUUUUGGUGAUGAGGACUAGAAAAUUUUACAAAGGAGAUAUCUAUAGAAAGUUCAGAGUGGAAGAUGAAAAAUCGGGGAAUGAGAUAAAAAUUGGUAAUAGUAUUGUUUUUCGUGAAACAGAAGAAGGACACCGCGAUGUUGCGUAGCACCAGAAGCGGCUUAGUGGAACAAGAUAAAAACAAUAUUAGGAAGUGAAUAAUGUUUGAAAAUUCUCAGGUGUCGUUAGCAUGCCAUGGAGUUGCAAUACCAAGUUACCAUGUUUGAUUACUAUAGAGUUGUUAAACUGUCAUAUUUAAUAGAAAAUUAAAAUAUUUUUAAAAACAUUUAAAUGUAUUAAUUUAUUAAUAAAUGAUAAAAAAAAUUA
Molecule: messenger RNA, 1994 nt
Organism: Cajanus cajan (pigeon pea)
Lineage: Eukaryota; Viridiplantae; Streptophyta; Magnoliopsida; Fabales; Fabaceae
Product: protein NUCLEAR FUSION DEFECTIVE 4
Cellular component (GO): membrane
Source: RefSeq, a predicted model, not a curated record